GUUGUGAAUCGCUUGACCGUUUAUUUUCCCUUUUGAACCUACUCGGCACCUGUAGUUGAGUUGGCAGCUCAAUUGUUUUGUUUUGGUGGUCAAGUUGGAAGUCUACUUCGAGCUGUGACAUCAUGUCUGACAAAAGUGAGCUGAAAGCGGAACUCGAAAGGAAGAAGCUACGUUUGGCACAAAUCCGGGAGGAGAAAAGAAGGAAGGAGGAGGAGCGAAAGAAGGCGGACCAACAGCAGAAAGACGUUUCACAACAGCAGGAUGACUCCGACCUGGAGAAAAAAAGACGAGAAGCUGACGCUCUUCUGCAAAGUAUGGGGAUAACACCAGAUGCUGCAGUUGCCCCUCCUCCCAUGACUCCUGCUCCCAAAUCAGCGGAAACUCCUAGUGAAACCGGCAGCCAGGACUAUGAUGGAGCCGUGGGACCCAGGACUCUGCACUGGGACUCUGACCCGUCCACUCUUCAACUUCACUCUGAUUCUGAGCUGGGGUACUGGACACUCUCUUCUCUCCUUUCCUGGCGCGUGACUCCAAAACUGGGAAUGGCCAAAGUCACACAGGUGGACUUCCCACCACGUGAAACAGUGUCCUACACCAAGGAGACUCAGACACCAGCCCCCGCCCAGGCUAAAGAAGAGGAAGAAGAGGAGGAAGAAAUUGCUCCAGCUCAACCAGUAGUCGAGAACCAAACUGAGACACUGUACCAGAAAGAAGUAGAAGAAGAAGCCCCGCCGCAUGAGCUGACCGAGGAGGAAAAACUCCAGAUCCUCCACUCUGAGGAGUUUGCUAACUUCUUCGACCAGAGCACCCGCAUUAUCGAGCGAGCACUCUCCGAGCACGUGGACAUCUUAUUUGACUACAGCGGUCGUGACCUGGAGGACAAGGAAGGGGAAAUUCAGGCGGGAGCAAAGCUUUCACUGAACAGGCAGUUCAUGGACGAGCGCUGGUCCAAACAUCGGGUCGUCACCUGUCUGGACUGGUCUCCGCUGUAUCCUGAGCUCCUGGUCGCCUCCUACAACAACAACGAGGAGGCUCCACACGAACCAGACGGCGUGGCUUUAGUCUGGAACAUGAAGUACAAGAAAGCCACGCCAGAAUACGUCUUCCACUGUCAGUCGGCCGUGAUGUCUGCGGCAUUUGCAAAGUUUCACCCAAACGUCGUGGUUGGUGGGACGUACUCUGGGCAGAUCGUUCUGUGGGACAACAGGAGCAAUAAGAGGACCCCAGUGCAGAGGACCCCGCUCUCAGCAGCAGCACACACGCACCCGGUGUAUUGUGUGAACGUAGUCGGCACGCAGAACGCCCACAACCUGAUUAGCAUCUCAACGGACGGCAAGAUCUGCUCCUGGAGUCUGGAUAUGCUCUCCCAGCCGCAGGACAGCAUGGAGCUCGUCUUCAAGCAGUCCAAAGCCGUCGCCGUCACCUCCAUGUCCUUCCCUUUCGGAGACGUCAACAACUUUGUGGUGGGCAGCGAGGACGGCUCCGUCUACAUGUCGUGUCGUCAUGGAAGCAAAGCGGGGAUCAGCGAGAUGUUUGAGGGCCACCACGGCCCCAUCACCGGGAUCCACUGCCACACAGCUGCAGGGCCGCUGGACUUCUCCCACCUGUUUGUCACCUCAUCCUUCGACUGGACCGUCAAACUGUGGAGCACCAAGAAUAACAAGCCGCUCUACUCAUUUGAAGACAAUUCCGACUACGUGUAUGACGUCAUGUGGUCUCCCACUCACCCGGCUCUGUUUGCAUGCGUGGACGGCAUCGGCCACCUGGACCUGUGGAACCUGAACAACGACACUGAGGUCCCCACUGCUAGCGUUGUGGUGGAGGGGAGCCCGGCCCUCAACAGGGUCAGAUGGGCUCAUACCGGGAGAGAGAUCGCAGUGGGAGACUCCGAUGGACGCGUUCUUGUUUAUGAGGUUAAAGAGCAAAUUGCAGUUCCGCGAAACGACGAGUGGACGCGCUUCGUCUGCACGCUGGCAGAGAUCAACGAGAAUAGAGACGACGCGGAGGAGCUGGCCGCUCAGCGUCUGGCUGCGUGAGCUCGUCUCUGCGGCUCGCUGCGGCGUUUAAGGGAUCAGCUGGGUGCUCGUUACUGUCGGCCCUGUUUUCUGACCACAUGACUGUAGGAUGAAAUAUUUUCCGAUUUCCAUCACCAGUCUUCCUCAAAUAGAGAUCCAAGCAGCAGGGUUAUCAAACAGCGACGCAAACAUGAAGCCAUUUAUUAAAAAAUAAAUAAAUUUAAAAAAUGGUCGUCUUCUCUUCAACCAGAUGCCUUAAUGUUUAUCUGUAAAAUCUUUACCUGUCAGUAUGUUGGUGCAUGUUGACGAGAGCCUUAACUUUUGUGUUUUUCAAGCCAAAUAGAUGCACCACUGCACAAACUCAGAAAUGUCAGUCAUGCUCUAGUUGUUCUAUUUCUAUUAAAGUUAUGAUGAACCAACCAGGUCUAAAAUAAUCCAGUGGUGUGAUCAUUUCAGAGGUUUUCUUUCACUCACCUUGGACUCGAAGGUCAUAUUAACUACAGGCUUUUAAUGAUAAACUGAACCACUCAGUUUCAGCAUAGAAUGAUUACUAAACAUCAGUACAUGCAUACAUGUACACUUUUUUUUUUAUAUAGACAUCUGCAAGCUUCUUUCUUAUAUAUGGAUCUUUUAUCUCAAACUAAUUUAAAUUGGUUGAUUUCUCAGCAUGAACAUUUUAAAUUUGAGUUAGGUUGGGUCCUUUCCAGAAGUUUGAUGUUGGCCUGGUUUUUCUGUUCCAAAGCCAGUUCUGAUGUGUGGUUUUUGUCCAAGUUUCAAUUUUCUGUUGAUUUCAGGUUAAUUAAAGAAUCUGGAUACAUG
Xiphophorus couchianus (Monterrey platyfish) is the source of this 2834-nucleotide messenger RNA. RefSeq names its product dynein, cytoplasmic 1, intermediate chain 2a (gene dync1i2a). Gene Ontology annotation, biological process: transport along microtubule. Gene Ontology annotation, molecular function: dynein heavy chain binding; dynein light chain binding. Gene Ontology annotation, cellular component: cytoplasmic dynein complex. NCBI's taxonomy places the organism in Eukaryota, Metazoa, Chordata, Actinopteri, Cyprinodontiformes, Poeciliidae. The transcript has 17 exons. The record is from RefSeq and is a predicted model, not a curated record. The coding region runs from base 123 to 2036 and encodes 637 amino acids.